This is a messenger RNA of Amphimedon queenslandica, 3147 nucleotides long. Its product is annotated as CCR4-NOT transcription complex subunit 3-like. Gene Ontology annotation, cellular component: nucleus; CCR4-NOT core complex. The record is from RefSeq and is a predicted model, not a curated record. Bases 118 to 2961 code for a protein of 947 amino acids. The transcript is spliced from 20 exons. Gene Ontology annotation, biological process: regulation of DNA-templated transcription. Lineage: Eukaryota; Metazoa; Porifera; Demospongiae; Haplosclerida; Niphatidae.
AAAUGUUACUAUUCUAAUUAAACGACCCACACGAGGAGGUAAGGAGUCUCCCUUUGUCACUUGAUGAUUGUUAAUAGCAAGAGCUAACAGGUCACAGGGAGGAGGAACCUGAAGGAGAUGGCAGACAAGAGAAAGCUUCAAGGAGAGAUCGAUCGGUGUCUCAAAAAAGUCACGGAAGGAGUCGAGACUUUUGACGACAUUUGGGGCAAGGUACAAACUGCCGCUAAUGCUAACCAGAAAGAAAAAUACGAAGCCGAUUUGAAGAAGGAGAUCAAGAAGUUACAGCGUCUAAGAGACCAAAUUAAAACAUGGCUAACAUCCAAUGACAUUAAAGAUAAGAAGUCUUUAAUGGACAACAGGAAACUGAUAGAAUCCAGGAUGGAAAGAUUUAAAGUUAUCGAAAGAGAAACGAAAACAAAAGCUUAUUCAAAAGAAGGUUUAGGAUUAGCAGCAAAAGUUGAUCCUGCUCAGAAAGAGAAAGAAGAAAUAAGACAAUGGUUGACAGACAUCAUAGAUCAUUUGCAAAGACAAAUCGACCUGUUUGAGAGUGAAGUUGAGACACUUCACAGCAGUUCAAAGAAGAAGAAGCUAGACAGAGAAAAACAGGAAAGAGUUGAUGAGCUCUCUAACUGGGUGGAAAGACACAAGUUUCAUGUUCAAAAAUUAGAAACUAUAAUGAGAAUGUUGGAUAAUUCUUCAAUAGAGACGGAUGAUGUUAAAACAAUACAAGAUGACCUAAAUUAUUACGUCGAGUCGAAUCAAGAACCUGAUUUUGCUGAAAACGAGUUACUAUACGAGGACCUACACCUUGAUGAAACAGCUGGAAUUUCAACAGGUUUCUCACAUUUCGGACAGUGUGAGGAUGACGAGAGUUCUUUGGCUAGUUCUCCGACGUCAAGUGGUCCUCUUUCGCCGAAGACACCUACCACUAGUGGGAAACCUUUGCCCCAGUCUUUAAGAGACAGUAGUCAUGACCACCCUCCAUCUGAAUUAAUAGAAGAGAGAAGAAGAGGGAAGACCUCGUCGCUGGGUAGUGACCAUGGAAACGACGUGCCCCCAUCACCACGACGACCAGGCCCAAAAUCACUCACUUUAGGAUCUGGUCCUUCGAACAGAGGAAGCAAUAAUAAUGGAGGGAAGAUCACUACACCUGUUAGUAAAGGAUCGUCAAUUGGAGGAAACAACAGUAGAACAAAUAGUAAUAAUAUUCAAACCACACCCAUUGCGAUACCGUCUCCGAAAGGACAGAAAGGAUUACAGCAGCAACAGGUUCAUACUCCAGCAGCUGCUACUCCUAAUAAUAAAGACACUAAGGAUCAGUCAGCAGUCCCACCUCCUUAUGCUGUAGCAGCUGCUGGAUCAGGAGCAGGGAACAGUUCUGAACCAGCAGGACUCACUACACCUGAUGUGACCUCACCUGAUGGUGUAUCUGCUGAUCAUGUGACUACUUCCUCUCUUCUGAUUGGUGGUAAUUCCGCCGUUACCACAACGACAGCUCAUCCUAUGAGAUCUCAAGGACCUCCAUCUUUGCCAAGUCAGCACAGUCGCUCAAGCUCCACCUCCUCCUCCCUCUCCCCCUCCCUCACUCACUCGGGAGACUCACUCUCUCAGAACGGGACAGUAGGGGGCGGAGUCAGUAAUACUAUUGACGCUAAUCCUCCUUUACCAUCAUCCGGACCGUCAUCACAACCUUCUGUUGGAUCUCCUGUCUCUCUCACUGUCUCAACUAGUAUCACUUCUCCCCCGGACUCUUCUCCUAGUCAAUCAUCAGCCAAGCCCUCCCCACCUCUGGCCCCGCCUUCCGUUGCUACAGUAACUGCCUCCCACCCACAGCAGAUCCCGGUCGCCAUUACAACCAACAUGAUGGCUUCUCCUGGCUCUCAGUAUUUCCCGUCUGUGUUGCCAGAGAAGAUUCCAGCAGUGGGUGGAGCUGGAGGCGUGGUUAUUGGUCGAAGUGAUAGUUACGAUCAUGAGGGUGGGUUACAAAUGGGAGGAGGUGGAGGACUACCUCUAGGAAUGAGUGUACUGGGGAAGCAAAUGAUUGGAGGACAGAGCGUAAUGUUUGAGUCCAAUCUGGCCAGUUUGAGUAUGGUGGCUGAUCCCUUAGGUGAUCCUCCGUCGGUAGUCACUUCAUUUCCCGUACAAACCACAGACUCGUUCUCUCCCUCGUCUCUCGGUAGUUUUGGUAUUCCAGUUGGAGGAGGAAACUCUGUCAGUGGAGCUGUUGAUAUGUUUGGAUUCUCUACUAAUUCUUCCACCAACCCGUCAGCAGUCACUGAUUCAAUGUCAUCACUGAAAGAGAUCACGACAGAGGCAAUACUUACCCACGGACUCCUUAACGAGAAUAAAAGAAAUACUUCGGAUCAAAACUUAAGAGCAUUACUCAAUCCAUCAGCUGCCCCUGGCUCACGUUUAGAUGCUGCCCUAAGUCUAGGGACUUCAACCACCAGUUCCCUCCCUAGAGAUGCCACGCCCAUUCAGCCUCUACUGGGUGUGGCCCCCCUGGGACCAAUUUCCCUCGGGCAGGACAAGGUUUAUCAAUUGAGAAUGUUAGAGUCGGCUUAUAAGCACAUGCCCGAACCCUCAGACUCUGAAAAAGUCAGGCCGUACCUCCAGAGAACGCCGUACCCUACCCCACCAUACCAUCCUCAGCACUCACCCUCUCAUAUGGACUCUUAUGACUUUUACCAAAGACUCUCCAUUGAAACACUCUUCUUCAUAUUCUAUUACAUGGAGGGUACCAAGGCACAGUACAUGGCAGCUAAAGCUCUCAAGAAGUUGUCCUGGAGAUUCCAUACAAAAUAUAUGACCUGGUUCCAGAGACUGGAGGAACCUAACACCAUCACUGAUGAUUAUGAAAUGGGAACUUACAUCUACUUUGAUUAUGAGAAGUGGGCACAGAGAAAGAAGGAUGGAUUCACCUUUGAGUACAGAUACCUUGAAGACAGAGACCUCCCAUGAUGCCAGGUCUCCCUAUACACUUUCCACCACCUUCUUAUCUCACGAUAGCCAUCUUGUAAUUGCUUGUAACACCAUAGUAUUUAGAAAGAGAGAGAGAGAGAGAGAGCUAAUCGCAUCAUUUUGAUAAUAAUGGCUUCACAUGUUUUACAAUAUUAUACUUGUAUACAUUUUAAAACGAUUAAUUUC